AUGUGGGUCGUUACACCCUUUUUCACGCUAAGAGCAGAUACCGAAACUCCAACGACCGUCCAAUGGCCAGCACCAUCGAUUACACCGCUAGGAAAAUAUGCGAAAGCUACCGUAGCGGCCGAUAAUCAGAUUUGCUCAGAGAUUGGGAGAAAUGUACUCCUCGCUGGUGGCAAUGCUGCCGACGCCGCUGUAGCGGCACUUUUCUGUCUAGGCGCAACUGAUGCUCAUUCCAGCGGUCUUGGUGGAGGCCAUUUCUUGACUUAUUACAAUGCAACCUCCCAAAAAUGCUGGGCAAUCGAUGCACGAGAAGUUGCUCCCCUGGCAGCUACGGAAGAUAUGUACGUGAAUCGGUGGAACGACAGCGAGUACGGCUGGCGCUCAAUCGCUGUCCCCGGCGAGCUUCACGGCCUCAGGACAGCCUAUGAGAAAUUUGGAGGAAAAGCGGCGUGGAGUCGUCUGAUCGAGCCAACGAUACAGUUGGCGCGGGACGGCAUCCCGGUAUCUUGGCAGCAAGAGGAAGCCCUUCGAGAGCAAGCGGAUUGGCUUAAAACGGAACCCACGAUGCACCACUAUUUGGAGAAUGGAAAGGUCAAACAGAACGGCGAUCAGGUUGUACGACGCGAAUUCGCGGACACGCUUCAGCAGCUCGCCAACUCUAAUGACCCCAUCAAAUUAUUUUACGACUCCGCCGAGCUCACCCAAAUUAUGGUUGAGGAGAUGACCAAGAACGGCAGACAAGGACUUCUCACCCGCGAGGACUUCCGCGCAUAUCGCAGCUUGUUAUACGAGGAAAAGGAUCUAAUGGUUGCUGUUAAAUUUGCGUACUCGGGGCGGACUUGGUUGGGCGACCCGAAAUUCGUCGCCAACGCCACGGAUAUCGCGAGGAAUCUGACGACAAAAGCGUGGGCGGAGUGGGUUAGAACCAUGAUCACAAAUGAAGCUCACGCAGACUCAUAUUACGGUGGCUCGUAUUCAAUGCCGGUUCCGGAUCAUGGAACCACGCAUCUUUCGGUGAUUGACAAAAUGGGCAAUGCCGUCUCGGUGACGUCGACCAUUAAUUUGUUCUUCGGCGCAAAAGUAGCAUCAGACGCCUUGGGAAUUAUUUGGAACGACGAAAUGGACGAUUUCAGUACGCCAGGACACCCUAACUAUUUCGGGUAUGAACCAUCUGCUGCUAAUUUUAUUAAACCUGGCAAGCGGCCGCUGAGCAGUAUGACGCCAUUGAUAAUCAUUGACAACGAUGGUUCUAAGCGCAUAAUGUCAGUUGGGGCGGCUGGCGGCUCGACGAUUAUUACAGGGACUGCAGGGAUCGCACUUCACACAAUGUGGCUAAAUUCUACCGUAAAAGAAGCUGUUGACUUCCCUAGAAUUCAUAAUCAACUCGAGCCAAAUGUGACGUAUUAUGAGGAAGAUUUUCCAAAGGAGCUGAUCAAAGCCCUCGAAAAUCGAGGCCAAACCAUGCAAAGUACCACCAAUUUAACCGAGGCUACGGGUGCGAUUCGUGAGGUUGACGGGCAGCUGUAUGCGAAUUCGGACUUCAGAAAAGGUCAAGAAAGCGCGCCAGCUGGAUAC
Mesorhabditis spiculigera is the source of this 1572-nucleotide messenger RNA. The record is from the annotation of a GenBank genome assembly. Lineage: Eukaryota; Metazoa; Nematoda; Chromadorea; Rhabditida; Rhabditidae.